GUUUGUUUUUGUAAUAAUUGGGCGAACUAGACGUCAAUAUGACGUUUAUGUGCGGAUUCUGCGCGUAUGGAGGUUAUGUUCGCAUCUAAUUAUAAUUUGUAUAUAAAAAAGUAGUGAUGCAGGUAAAAUACCGCAGUGCGAUGCACGUCGAAAACCUCAUGAACUAACUCAUUAAUUAGCUCAGCUACAAAAACACACGCCUUAAUUUAAUUUGUGCCUAAUUAGCAGCUGUACUUUGUAAAAACUUAAGUAUUCUAUGAAAUUUCGGCUUGAAGUGUAAAAUAAUAAUAAACAUAUGUAAUGAUUAAUGAAGUCCGAGAUUGAGGUAAAUACCUAUUUAGAGUGAAAUUAGUGAGCUAAUAUUGAAGUGAAAAUAAAUAAAUAUGGCAGUGCAAAACAAAGUGCUUUAUGCCUUUCGGGGUUGGAUAGCUUUUGUCGCUUUUAUGGACUUGGGAACUGCAGGCCGGUCCUAUAUUGAGAGGCGGUCGUUUUUGAGCAAUAAUGGAGAAAAUGAACACAUGGAUGGAGACUUCACAAUAUCCCGUAUGGUUGGAAUGUAUUCGGUGCUCAAAGCCCUUGCACUCAUUCAUUGUACGCUCUACAUACAUUACAGACCGGUGGUCUCCAUGGGGUACUGGUCCCUGACUUUGACCAUAAUCCUCUACUUCACGGAGGCUUUCUACUACCACUCCACUAACCUCAACUUCUAUGUGGUGUUCCCUUGUAUAUUGAACAUUAUAACCCUCCUGGGGCUAAUCUACCUACCAGGGAAGCUGAAGAUUUGGGGAACAGUCCCUGGCACAUCCGGCAUGACCAUAGAGGUGGAAGACGAAAACACUCAGAUCCUCAGACAAAUGGGGAAUUUCCGACGAAGAAAGCCAGGACACAAGAAUAAGCAUGUUUGAUUGUGCAACGCAACAAAGGUAUAUCUGGCUGUGUAGGUUCGUGCCCUUAAAAAUAGAUUAAAAAAAACUGGAGCUUCAAGUUGCUGCUACUCGAAGGUAGAUGGCGUUAGUGUACUGACAUCUGUCGGUGUAAAGUGGAACUAGAGAUUGACCAAGUAAAAUGUAUAUUUGAAUGAAAGCACUUUGUGUGUUGUAGUUAUUAGACGGUAGAUGGCAUAUUUUGGGUUCUACUGCCAUCUAUUAGGUCGAAUUUGAAAUUUGAAUUAUCGGUAUAAUUGUCUAUAAAUCUCCGUUUAAUAAAACAGUGGAACAACCAAGCGAUUAAAAUGAAACCCUUAAUGGUUAUUUAUAAAAAUAGAACCAUUUGACAGUUACUUCUAUUCGGUUGAAAAACUUCCAACUUAAUAUCAACAGAUGGCGUUACUUUGACAACUGUAAGUGGCGCCAUCUGUUAUAUAAAGGAGUAACUAAAAUUAGACUUAAAAACCGCAAUAACCCAUUUUUAGAGGUAAAGUCAUAUAAUGGAAAGAAAAUAUGUAGAAUAUAGAAUUUAAAGGGAUAUUUAUUUA
Molecule: messenger RNA, 1474 nt
Organism: Pectinophora gossypiella (pink bollworm)
Lineage: Eukaryota; Metazoa; Arthropoda; Insecta; Lepidoptera; Gelechiidae
Exons: 4
Coding region: 384-905 (173 amino acids)
Cellular component (GO): membrane; endoplasmic reticulum
Molecular function (GO): protein-macromolecule adaptor activity
Source: RefSeq, a predicted model, not a curated record